AUGGAUAACGACGCCCAACCCCAGCCCACUUUGCCUCGCGCCGAUGGGCCCACUCGCGGACGGCGCGUACGGGACUUCCGACGGGGCUAUCAGGCAUGCGAACUAUGCCGAAGGAAGAAGAUCCGCUGCGUUGUUGAUACGCCCGGCGCCUCCUGCUUGAGGUGUCAACGAGAGCUGAAGGAAUGCAUCUUCAGCCACGAACGUUCACAUCGAAAAAGGGACGUGGCCGGUAGGAGAGGUUCAUCAAAAGAGGAAGGCAGCUCUACACGCGAGAGCACAUCACCUGCUCGGGCGUCAACUUUCCCUCGCGAGGAGCCUGAUACAUACACCGAGGAGCCCUCGCAGCUCCUAAACGAUACCACCGAUGUUGUCCUUCCCACACAAGAUUACCAAGAUCUUCCAUUAGCAGUGGGCAACAUCCUGGCCCAAGACCUCCCUCAAUCACGUCAAGAGGGCACCGGCACCUCUCCCUCUCUUGGCUCGACGGGGCCCACCGGAGACCUCACUGACAGUGUUAUGAGAACAUUGGUCUCCAAUGGCAAAGACGCUCUCCGGCUAUUGUUUCAAGCUGCCAUCGAACAUGUCAAACAAGACGGAACAACACCCAGCAAUCCGCCUUCGGUUUCACAACACCCGCUGCACCCAGGAGCCGAGAUAGUGACUCCUCAAACAACUGUAUCUAUGAGAACUUCGAGACCAAUCUACCUGUCACCCGCAUCCCCCGAUGCAUUGACAGUUUGGCGAGCUUUCCGGUUCGUCAAGAUGGGAUGGUUCACAGCUGAAGAAGCAGUCACCUACAUGGAAUUAUUUCAGCACAACCUGGCACCCCUCUCCUUAGUAUCCAAGGGACUUGACUUGAGUCAAGACAAGCACUACAAGAUCAUCACACAAGAACCUCUUCUCUGUUGCGUGAUCCUCAUGAUUUCUUCUAGAUAUCACAUCCUACAGGGCGCUAGUGGCAUUACUCGGAGUACUCUCGUGCACCACCGGCUAUGGGAGCACUGUCAGCACCUUGUGAUGAGGAUCAUCUUUGGGCAAGAAAAGCGAUCCAAAGCCAAGACAAGGACGAGAGGAUCAAUCGAUGCUCUGCUACUAAUUAUUGAAUGGCACCCGCAAGCAAUACACUUACCACCUGCUGCAGAUGGCUGGGACUCUUCCCUUCUCCUCUCAUUUCCGGAUCCUCGAGAUGAUCAGUUCGGGAAUCAAGCAGAUGCCACUGAUGACAACGACGCUCUAUGGCUUCGUGACGUUAUACUACCUGCAAAGACCUCAGACCGUAUGUCUUGGAUGCUUCUGGGAUGCGCACAAUCCCUGGCCCUUGAGUUGGGGGUUUGCGACACGAGCGACUCAGGAUCCAUCCAGCCUCCAGGCCUUCAAGCCCAACAGACACGUCUGCGCGACCUUCUUUACAUCUUUUUGGAACAACAGUCUAGUAGACUAGGGUGUCCUUCCAUGAUGCCUACCUCUAUCUCCCGAUUCAUGUCGGAGCGCUCACAGGGCGGGCAAGAUGACUCGGCCAGCGUCAAUGCCUGGCUCAACCUUACCAGCCUCACAAGAACUAUCAUCGACGUACUCUGCCCAUCAGCAACGGCCAUUCGCGAGAUCUUGAGCAGUGGCAGAUACGUAAACAUCAUCAAGCACUUCCAGCAACAGUUGGCGACGUGGAAAGCAACUCACCUUUGUCGAGAAAACCUGUCAGCACAUGCCUACGAAGACCUCUCGAUCGAGUUCAACUAUCUCCGUGCCUUCAUGAACUCACUGGGGAUCCAAGCCGUCGUUGAUCGUGUCCUCGGCGGGAGACCUCCCAAUUCCAUCAAUACCGACAUCUUUCAAUCUUCUAUCACAGCGACCGACUAUUCCUUCAUCAGGGAGGUGAUUGAUGGCUCAUGCCAGGCUCUUGAGUCGAUCAACAGGCUUUCCGAGGCUGGUACGCUCCGAUACUGCCCUGUCAGAGUGUUUCUACGCAUAAUUAUGGCUUCCAUCUUUUUAUUGAAAGCUCUUAGUCUGGGAAGCCGCACUACGGACCUGGAGGCUUCUUUGAACGUCUUGGAGAGGAGUAUCGAGGCACUAAAAGCAAGUAACCUGGACGAGAUGCACCUCGCUUCUCGCUACGGAGAGUUACUGGAGAUGCACCUGGAGAAAUUUAGGCAGGGAAUGGUCCCAACAUCUAUUCCAAGAGGCAUUCCUCUGGUUGAUGAGAGCACUCAGUGGGCUUUCGACAGUGGUGUUCCGCAAGGAGAGAGUUUGGGGGACGUGCCAAUGGCAGCUGUCGACGACUGGUUGGCGCUUCCUUUUGAUCCAAGCAUUGCGCCAUUUGGGUUUUCUAACGAUACAAAUGAAUUUGCCGAACAGGAGGACAGGUCUUGGGAUUUUCUAUGGAGUUUGCCAAAUGUGUGA
This is a messenger RNA of Fusarium falciforme, 2397 nucleotides long. Its product is annotated as Zn(2)-C6 fungal-type domain-containing protein. The coding region runs from base 1 to 2397 and encodes 798 amino acids. The transcript has 4 exons. NCBI's taxonomy places the organism in Eukaryota, Fungi, Ascomycota, Sordariomycetes, Hypocreales, Nectriaceae. The record is from RefSeq and is a predicted model, not a curated record. Gene Ontology annotation, molecular function: DNA-binding transcription factor activity, RNA polymerase II-specific; zinc ion binding. Gene Ontology annotation, biological process: aromatic amino acid catabolic process; positive regulation of transcription by RNA polymerase II. Gene Ontology annotation, cellular component: nucleus.